CAUAAAACAACAGAUCAUUUCAGCCUGAAAAGAAGUAUGUUUCCCCGCAAUCCACACAUCCUACAGAUGUUGUUUGCAAUCUCUGAAUCACGGUCUCAGGACCGUCCAACGUACAGAAUCUAUGGAGGACGUGAGAUUAGAGUGUAGAACAAAUUUUCCAACAGCUUUUUCUUUUCUCUUUAUCUUUUUCCUUUUGUUUUUUGUUUUUUAGUUCAGCUUCUUUAUCAGUGAAAUCUGCUGUUUUUGUUUCUCAGAGCACCCACUGCACGUUGCUGUUCGGUCUUGGCAGUGCCUAGUCCCAGACUUCUUCAAAAGCACGAGUCUCUCUCUCUCUCUCUCUCUCUCUCUCUCUCGCUCAGAAACUAUUCUUCAACACCUUGAAACUGUCUAAUCCGGCCUCCUCUGUUUUCUCUCUUUCUUUCUUUCUCUGCAUUCUUUUAAUGUCUUUGGCCUGAAAUUCUGCAAAACUCUCCAUGUAAACUUUCAAUUCUCUGCAUCUUAUUUUAUUUUAUUUUUAUCUUAGUUUUUUGCAACAAACAAUAAUGGAGUUGAAGAUGGGUCACCUAAUCCAAUACCCCCUUCUUUAAAUCACUUAGAUUUUCUCUCAUUACUCAAAGAAGCAGAUGCGGAACCCAAAGCUCCCAACUUUUCAAGGCAUUUGAUGCGUUCUUCGUUUUGUUUCCUCAACCGAAACACUUUUCCGCUUCUAGGUUGUUGUCGCAAUGUCGACCGUAGAAAUGGCCCACCACAUCGAUUUGGAACAAGGGGGUCACCGCCGCGCCGGAAGUGACGGAAGCGCCGACGGUAGCGUCUGCUUCACAGACGCCGACGAGGGCUCGUGCUAUUCCCAGUUCUAUUCCACGAAUGGCGGGUCUUACGACGAGUACAGCUUCGCCUGUGUUUAUGAUCCUGAGAUCGGGAAAGUCUCGGUCUCUCGGAGGGACUCUUUGUCGUCAUCCUCGGAGUGCUCGGUGGAGGUGGAGAAUGAGAGUGGGGUCCCCGAAAUCAAGGUGCAUUUGGCUAAAGCCGAGAGAGACUGUAGGAUUUGUCAUCUUGGGUUGGAGAGUAAUAGCCAUGAAUCCGGUGUUCCCAUAGAGUUGGGUUGUUCUUGUAAGGACGAUUUGGGUGCAGCCCACAAAAACUGUGCUGAGGCCUGGUUCAAGAUUAAGGGAAAUAAAACAUGUGAGAUAUGCCAUUCUACUGCCCGUAAUGUCUUCGGAUCGAUUGAGAUCGAGUCAACAGAGCAUUCAAAUGAUGCCAACGAUGCCACAACAGCAGCUGCAGUCGCACCAGUGCCCAUAGCAGAGACACGAAACUUCUGGCAUGGCCACCGGUUCCUGAAUUUCCUGCUUGCUUGCGUGGUAUUUGCAUUUGUCUUAUCAUGGCUCUUCCAUUUUAAUGUGCCAUCGUAAUAAAAUUCUGCAUAAGUACUGUUAUUCAUGGCUGAGGAAAGGGUUUAGAGGAAAAAGAAAAACAAGUUCUGUCAAAGGGCCCGCUAAAAUUGUUGCUACUGUUAUGGGAAUUGGGAGAGUUUCAAUGUUCAAGCCUCCCAACGUUUAUAAAGAUAAAAUACAACUUGAUCUUCCCCUCCA
Juglans microcarpa x Juglans regia is the source of this 1592-nucleotide messenger RNA. RefSeq lists its product as uncharacterized. Gene Ontology annotation, molecular function: zinc ion binding. NCBI's taxonomy places the organism in Eukaryota, Viridiplantae, Streptophyta, Magnoliopsida, Fagales, Juglandaceae. The coding region runs from base 723 to 1412 and encodes 229 amino acids. The transcript has 2 exons. The record is from RefSeq and is a predicted model, not a curated record.